CGUGCUGUGGUUUGGACGCUACGGUCCGCCUACUUAUUUCUGACGUAAAAGUCGGCCAAUCAGAAGUCUCUAUGGGCGGGAUUACAGCUAAAUGACGGCGGUCUGUUGCAAUGAGAAGACCUUUUUGUGUGUUGUCAACGUAUAUAACACAUCUCUGCCGCAGUUUCUUUCUUUGGAAUAAUGUCGGCUGAAUACGAUAAUAGAGACAAUGGCCCGGAAGGCAUGGAGCCAGAUGGGAUCAUUGAGAGCAACUGGACUGAGAUCACUGACAGUUUUGAUGAGAUGAACUUGCGCGAGGCUCUGCUAAGGGGAAUUUAUGCCUAUGGUUUUGAGAAGCCCUCUGCUAUCCAGCAGAGAGCUAUUAUGCCUUGUAUCAAGGGCUACGAUGUGAUUGCUCAGGCCCAGUCUGGCACUGGGAAGACUGCCACCUUUGCCAUCUCCAUCCUUCAGCAGAUUGAUGUGGAGAUGAAAGCCACUCAAGCUCUGGUCCUGGCUCCCACAAGGGAGCUGGCUCAGCAGAUCCAGAAGGUGGUGCUGGCCCUGGGUGACUACAUGGGAGCCAAUUGCUAUGCCUGUAUCGGAGGGACCAGCAUUCGCAGUGAAGUCCAGAAACUGCAGGCUGAAUCCCCUCACAUUGUGGUGGGAACCCCUGGCCGUGUCUUCGACAUGUUAAAUCGCAAAAACCUCUCUUCUAAGCACAUCAAAAUGUUUGUGCUGGACGAGGCGGACGAGAUGCUUAGUAGAGGGUUCAAGGACCAGAUCUAUGAGAUUUUCCAGAAACUGGCUAGCAGCACACAGGUUGUCCUUCUGUCGGCCACCAUGCCAGCUGAUGUCUUGGAGGUAACAAAGAAGUUCAUGCGUGAACCCGUCAGAAUCCUGGUAAAGAAGGAAGAGCUGACCCUUGAGGGUAUUCGUCAGUUCUACAUCAAUGUGGAAAAAGAGGAGUGGAAGCUGGACACGCUGUGUGACUUGUACGAAACCCUGACCAUCACACAAGCGGUCAUCUUCAUCAACACAAGGAGGAAAGUGGACUGGCUGACUGAGAAGAUGCACGCCAGAGACUUCACCGUGUCUGCUCUGCACGGUGACAUGGACCAGAAAGAGAGAGACUUGAUCAUGAGGGAGUUCCGCUCUGGCUCCAGUCGAGUCCUCAUCACCACUGACCUAUUGGCCAGAGGUAUUGAUGUCCAGCAGGUGUCUCUAGUCAUCAACUACGACCUGCCGACCAAUAGGGAAAACUACAUCCACAGGAUUGGUCGGGGUGGUCGUUUCGGCAGAAAGGGAGUAGCCAUCAACAUGGUUACUGAGGAUGACAAGCGAACCCUGAGGGACAUUGAGACAUUCUACAACACCACCGUUGAGGAGAUGCCCAUGAAUGUGGCCGAUCUUAUCUAGGAGCUAUCGUCCACCCCCUCCCUCACUUAUUUUAGCAGUCAAAUCUUGUUUCUUAUACGAUCUGAAUUCUAAGAUCUUUCUUUUGCUAAAUUCCGCCAUGACUUUACCCUCUACAUUCUAAGGGAAGGAAGAAUGUGGCCAUUAUUCCUUCCAACCUUUUGAAAUAGUUUUUUUGGCCGUUUUGGAAGGAUGAAUUACUGACCUGUUUCAUCUGCUUGCCAUAGUCCAUUACCCCAUAUUGGCACCUAAAUUCAUCCUGCAGCUAAUCCCUCUAACUCUUCAACCAUUCAUUUUGUUUUGCAAACAGGACUUAACAUCAAACAAGUGAGUUUGUAUCGGGAUCCCACACUUGCGAAACAACAAUGUUUGCAAAAGCACAUAAAUAAAAUUAAAAAAAACAGAAGUUGAUGUUUGAAAGGAUUCUAGCUCACUGUUAGCAAACGCUCGACAUUAAAUUAAUAGCUUAAUAAUUUAAAAACUGGUCUCAAUUCAUAACAAGCAUGACGCUGACUCAAAGAUCAUCAAAGCUUUUGUGAAACGCGUCUGACUUGCACCUGCACGCCGUCAGCAGGUGCCGCACAUGCUGAGUGACCAAUACAUGAGUGGUUUAGACUGCAGUUCAGUUUUGACUCAAACAACGCAAUGAUCUAUGGGAAGUGUUGCAUUUGACCAGAUCAGUAUUUAAACUACCUUCAGUGUACUGGGAAAAAGCCUUUAACUCACAUCCAUGAUCAUGUUAAGAGGUUUUGGGGUCUAGAGUACACAGGGCAUAUUCAAUAAAAAGACCUAUAUAGUAAAAUCCAUCAUGAA
Molecule: messenger RNA, 2205 nt
Organism: Etheostoma spectabile (orangethroat darter)
Lineage: Eukaryota; Metazoa; Chordata; Actinopteri; Perciformes; Percidae
Gene: eif4a1a
Product: eukaryotic translation initiation factor 4A1A
Exons: 11
Coding region: 181-1395 (404 amino acids)
Molecular function (GO): nucleic acid binding; RNA helicase activity; ATP binding
Source: RefSeq, a predicted model, not a curated record